AUGGUCAAGACACAAGUGGAGGAUAUGACACAUGCAGUCCAUGGAAACAAACUAUCACUAUUGAAGGUUUUACAAGAAGUAAAGACCAGAAAUGUGGCAUUCAAUGUGAACUACCCUUCAAGUCCAUCAUCAGAAAACACGCCAUUGAUAUUCAGCACCAUCCUCUACAACGAAGGCUCUGGCUACAGCACCAGCACGGGAACGUUCACUGCUCCAGUCUCUGGAACCUACGUCUUCUGGACACAUCUGGCACUGACGCAUGCAAACACGAACAUGUCCUUCGACAUCAUCAAGUCAGGAGGAGUGAUCAUGGCCAACGGCUACACGGAGACGGACUCGAGCAUUGAUGAAACUGAUGCUUCUGCCAUUACGGUAACUCAUCUGGACAAGGGGGAGGAAACGUGGGUGCAGAUGGCCUUCUCACGUGAUAUCUACCCAAGUUCAUCAUAUUUCGGUGGCGCUCUGCUGUCGGAGGACUGAGUACUGAGUUCCAUCAUGCACUGACUGGGACACCAUAAGUGGCAUUGUGAUCAUCCCAUUCAUACACGACACCAACGGCAAGCAAUACGUAUAUCUCUUUCCCCACUAGCAAUCUGCUUAACAGUGAGUGAAUGAGUGGGUUUAGUUUUACGCCGCUUUCAGAAAUAUUCCAGCAAUAUCGCGGCGGGGGACACCACAACUGGGCUUCAUACAUUGUACCCAUGUUGGGAAUCGAACCCGGGUAUUUGGCGUGACGAGCGAACGCUUUAACCACUACGCUACCACACCCCAAAUCUUAUUAAUGCUUAGAUGCAUUGGAGUAUAUGGGUAUUUUCAGGUGACAUUAGAAGAAAAGCGACAUAUCCUUAUCCAUAAUGUUUUGAAAUGUCUGCUGAAAGAAGAGCGAUUUGCUCGAUUUCGAUUUUAUCAUAAGAAAUCGUUUAUGAACCUUAUCGGAAACAUAUUGUAUAAAUGGGGCAUUAUUUUGAGUAUUGGAAACUGAUGGGUUAA
Molecule: messenger RNA, 990 nt
Organism: Haliotis rubra (blacklip abalone)
Lineage: Eukaryota; Metazoa; Mollusca; Gastropoda; Lepetellida; Haliotidae
Product: complement C1q tumor necrosis factor-related protein 3-like
Exons: 3
Coding region: 1-480 (159 amino acids)
Molecular function (GO): protein binding
Source: RefSeq, a predicted model, not a curated record